Molecule: messenger RNA, 953 nt
Organism: Hypoxylon trugodes
Lineage: Eukaryota; Fungi; Ascomycota; Sordariomycetes; Xylariales; Hypoxylaceae
Exons: 2
Coding region: 183-908 (241 amino acids)
Molecular function (GO): FMN binding
Source: RefSeq, a predicted model, not a curated record
GCCUAUACUUGUGAUAAGUUGCAAUUAUUGGCGUAGAUGAACGGACCACCUAUGUUUCGGCGAUACAGUUGCGGAGUUAAGCUCUACUCCUCUACUCCUAUCAAGUCCUACGUCACAAACCUCUUCACAGAAGUUUCAACUUCAACACAUCCUGUUUACGUUCUAGAGACGACGCCUAUGCAAUGCCGCGAAAACGUAAAAACGAAACGAGACAGGAACAAGGCGAGGCCUCGUCCUCUAAACACCAAAAACCCGACGAGGAGGUGAACGAGGAACCGUCUUCUCCACCACAAAGCAGUAAUCCCUACCAUGGCUUUGAGGAAUAUCCGGCAUCCAAGGUAUAUCGCUUAAUCGAACCUGGCCCUGUGCUUUUAAUCACAACCGGAUCGCUAGAAGAUCAAAAUCACAAUGUCAUGACAAUCGGUUUCCAUAUGGUCAUGCAACAUGAACAACCGCCCCUGAUCGGCAUUUGCCUCGGGCCGUGGGACGCUUCGUUCUCGUUGCUUAAGAAACAGGGAUCAUGCGUGCUAGCGAUUCCUUCCUUCGAAAUGGCUGCUACCGUGGUAGAUAUCGGGAACUGUUCCAAAGCCGACCCCGAUGUGGAGGAGGCCGACGGCAAGUGGUCCCGCUUCGGGCUGGAAGCCCUACCCGCUGCUAAAAUCAAAGCGCCACUUGUGGGCGGUAACAACAUCAUCGCAAACAUCGAGUGCAAAGUUCAUGAUAAUAAGAUGGUUAGUAAAUACUCGAUGUGGGUUCUUAAGCCUGUCAAGGCGUGGAUCAACCCGAAUAAAAAGCCCGGAGAGGGCGGGAAGAUGUUCCACCAUCGCGGUGAUGGUACAUUUGUCGUCGACGGCGAAAUUUUAAACUUGAAGGAUAGAAUGGUCAAAUGGAAAGAAUACCAAGACUGAAUCAUUUCCGAAUUAUUAUGCCUAACGGCUUUACAGUACUGAAUA